UUAGGAUUGGCUGUCAGGAGUGUCCGGUCCGGCGAAGGAGUAGGAGGUCCGGGUCGCCAUAUUGGUUGGUCGUGCGAGCCUUCUGUCGUUCGCGGUGAGAGCUGAGAGCUGUCGUCUGCCCAGCUGAGCUGUUAACGCGCGCAUACGAAAAAGAAACGAGAAGAGAGAGAGAGAGAAAGAGAGAGAGGGAGAACGAGCUUCUCUCGGCUCGAUCGAAAUACGGAUUCCGAGGACAGCCACCGGUUCUUACCUCACUAAUCUAUCAGAAGGAACCGGAUCGGGACGGGACCGGCGCCGCGCGACGGCACACGUCGUAUCUUUUUUCUCUCUCCACAUUGCUGGUUGCGCUCGCGUUCCGCUGGUUACGGUUGGUGGUGUGCGCGCCUGUGUGUCUCCUCUGUCUGUCUACCGUUGUGUGUGUUAACACGUUGUUCGACGCUGUCGUCGAACCCGGAGAACAGCCUCUCGGAGCGACCAGGCUACUCCGGUCGUCGGAUCUAGCGGUGUGUGAGCUUGAAUAGAAGUUCGAGCGUGACAGCGGCGGCGGCGACGACAGUAUGGCGGGACAGACGAUAAACGACAGGCUGCUGGCAGCGAGACACAGCAUCGCCGGGCAGGGCCUAGCGAAAUCCGUCUGCAAAGCUACCACCGAGGAGAUGAUAGGCCCUAAGAAGAAACAUCUUGACUAUUUACUUCACUGCACGAACGAACCGAAUGUGUCGAUACCGCAGCUGGCGAACCUCUUGAUCGAACGAUCGCAGAACACAAAUUGGACGGUGGUUUUCAAGGCUCUAAUCACGGUGCACCAUAUGCUCUGUUACGGCAACGAGAGGUUUACACAGUACCUGGCAUCCAGCAACAGCACGUUUCAGCUCAGUAAUUUUCUCGAUAAGAGCGGCGUGCAAGCAGGAGCACGCACCGGCUAUGAUAUGUCACCAUUUAUCAGGCGAUACGCGAAGUACCUCAACGAGAAGGCCCUCUCCUAUAGGACCGUGGCGUUCGACUUUUGUAAAAUGAAAAGGGGGAAGGAGGUGGGCACGCUGCGCACAAUGAACGCUGAGAAAUUGUUGAAGACCCUGCCAGUGUUGCAAUCGCAGCUAGACGCGUUAUUGGAGUUUGAUUGUACAGCAAACGAUCUCACGAACGGAGUCAUCAACAUGGCUUUCAUGCUUCUUUUUCGGGACUUGAUCCGACUAUUCGCCUGCUACAACGAUGGCAUUAUUAAUCUGUUAGAAAAGUAUUUUGAUAUGAAUAAAAAACAAUGCCGGGAGGCUCUAGACUUGUACAAGAAAUUUCUUAUAAGAAUGGAUCGGGUCGGUGAAUUUUUGAAAGUAGCCGAGAACGUCGGAAUCGAUAAAGGAGACAUACCUGAUCUAACAAAGGCCCCAAGUAGUUUACUGGACGCAUUGGAACAGCAUCUUGCCUCCCUGGAAGGGAAGAAGGGCUCUGCGGCCAAUACGCCCACGCAAUCCGCAAGCAAUAGAACGAAUGUAAAGUCGGGAGUGUCCGCCCUGUCUUCCACCAGUACUGCGUUUGGAACAGCAGCCAGUAAUAAUCGUCUCGACCACACUGGAAAUGGACACAUCGACGAAGCGCUCAGGCAACAGGCCCUCGCCGAAGAAGAGGCCGCGAUGAACCAGUACAAGGCGAAGGUACAAUCUCCACCAGGUGGACCCAGCACAAACCCAUUCCUCAGUUCACCUACGAACAAUGCCGAUCAGCCGAUCGUGGAUUUAUUUGGCGCACCAACAACAGCAGCGAACAAUGAAGCUCAGAAAGCAUCGGACGAUCUGCUUCAACUGGCAGGAAAUCCGUUCGCGGAUAUGUUUGGUGCACCGCAGACUGCACCUGCCCAAGCCGCGCAGCCACAGAACAACAUGUGGAUGACUAAUGGUAACGGUUUCGCGGCAGUACCACCGGCAAAUAAUAACUUUGUUACAGAUAAUAGCUUCUCCUCCGUAUUCGGUAAUCAAGACUCUCAGUCUGCUGGUGCUCCAGGAACGUCCGGAUCCGUACCGAACCCAUUCAUGUCCGACUUUCCCAAUAUCGGUGGGCAAUCGUCGCAGCCGAACGCUUCCGCUUUUGGUAUGUUCGAUCAGCAGCAACAGGCUGCUGGUGGAGCAGAUGGAAGCGGGGUGAUCGGCGGCGACGGUCACCAAUUGGCGCAGACCGGAGACCUGUUCGGUGCCGGCGGCCAAUCGGACCUCUUUGGAGGCGACUCAGCGGUGUCCAUGACCGCGGAUGGGUCCGCCGGAGAUCCUGCCGGCGAGCCAGGAUCCUCGGUGAACCUUCCCAUGGGCAAGUCUACCGCCACGCCGCCUUCCAGACCGCCGCCCCCUGCAACCGGCAACGACGCUCCUAGACCCUCCGCGCCGGCGGGCCAAGGAGCGACGACCGGUAAACCCGGGUUACAUAGUCAAGGUCCCAACGCGCCUGGCAAGAGCGCUUUCGACGAUUUAAACGAUAGCAUUCGCAUGGCACUGGGCGGGUCCCCGUCGCGAUCGGCACCCUCUGUCGCCCAACAAAUUCCAACCGCGCAACAAGCACAGCAACCUCUGCAACAGGGUUUCGGCAUGUUCGAUAUGGCCGCUAAUAUACCAGCCACCGGGCAGCCUGUUAUGCCUGGUGGACCGAUGAUCGGCUACGGUAUCUCUAGCCAAGCCCCGGCUGGAUACGGUUCCCCGGCAAAACAGCCGAUCUCAGGUUUUGACGGUAUGGGCUCGGUCCUGAUGCCAGCCGCUGUAGCUGGAGAUAAUCAUAUUUCAGCAGCCGGGCAGCAGCCUAACGCGGCGUCCACGGGCAAAGUCCUGACCGGAGAUCUGGACAGCAGUCUAGCUAGCCUUGCCCAGAAUUUGACUAUCAACAAGAGCGCGCAGCAACAGGUCAAGGGAAUGCAGUGGAAUUCACCUAAGAAUGCUGCGAAGACUGGUGGUCAAGUCGGAUGGACACCUCAGCCUAUGGCAGCGACCACAGGCGCUGGUUAUCGUCCAAUGGGUCAAGGAAUGACGCAGCUUCCUCCAACUGCCCUGGCCUUCCCUAAUCACAACGCAGCGUUGGGAAUGCAAGUUGUCUCAACAAUGGUCGCGCCCUGCAGGAGGCCAGCAAUGCCAGUAAUGCCUGGCAGUCCCGGUGGCAUAAUGGUUGCAGGAGGAGCCGCGCCAAUGAUGAUGCCCAAUGCGAAUCCCAUGAUGGGUGCUAACCUUCAGCAGCAACCACAACUGCAACAGCAACAACCACAGACAGCUGCGCAACCACCGCAAAAUAACGCGGUCCAACUCGAUCCAUUCGGUGGUCUGUGAAGCGAUUAGGAGUUCGGGCUAGAACCGAGCGGACGAAGCACCAAUUCUGUACAUACUGUGUAAUAUGCCUAGGAAAUGUGCCCUGCUUGCUCUCGUUAUUCUACGUAAUGUCCGUGACGACCAGGCUCCCCGUUCCCCCUCAAAACACACGUGUCUGCAUGCUGUGGAUCAUCGUCAUCGAUCAACGGGAGACAACAUCAAUCCCAACGUUAACAUUUCUACAUAUGCUGAUCGAGUAUAAUCGCAUAUACGGGUUUAUUCGGUUUAACGGCGGUUGCCUUAACACGAGAAAUAUAUGUAUAGUCUCCAAUUGUAAACACGCUUGCAAAAAUUAUACACACGUAUAUGGACACACAUAGAGAAACUAACAAACGAACAAUUGUACAAGGCAACUAAAGCAAGAGAAGAAGAGAGAGAGAGAGAGAGAGAGAGAGAGAGAGAGA
Megalopta genalis is the source of this 3742-nucleotide messenger RNA. RefSeq names its product phosphatidylinositol-binding clathrin assembly protein lap (gene lap). Gene Ontology annotation, biological process: clathrin coat assembly; clathrin-dependent endocytosis; synaptic vesicle budding from presynaptic endocytic zone membrane. Gene Ontology annotation, molecular function: clathrin heavy chain binding; phosphatidylinositol-4,5-bisphosphate binding; 1-phosphatidylinositol binding. The record is from RefSeq and is a predicted model, not a curated record. NCBI's taxonomy places the organism in Eukaryota, Metazoa, Arthropoda, Insecta, Hymenoptera, Halictidae. Gene Ontology annotation, cellular component: synaptic vesicle; clathrin-coated vesicle; extrinsic component of presynaptic endocytic zone membrane.